AUGGCAUUGCCAAAAAGGGAAGUGAAGGUGAUCGAGCAAUGCAAGGUCUCUCCACCGACAGGAUCAGUCCCUUCAACAUCUCUUCCUCUCACUUACUUCGACUUGCCAUGGCUUUUUGUUGGCCACAUGAAAAGCCUCUUCUUCUACGAAUUUCCUCACCCCAUCCACCACUUCUUCGAAACCAUCCUUCCCACUCUGAAACACUCUCUCUCCCUAACUCUCCAACACUUCUUCCCCUUGGCCGCCAACUUGGUAUCCCCUCCGCCGCCGGCGAAGCCCCACAUGCUCUUCACCGACGGCGACUCCUCCGUCUCUCUCACUGUCGCCGAGUCCUCCGCAGACUUCAACCUUCUCUUGGCGAAUCAGUACCCGCAACCCGUCGGAACUCUUCACCCGUUCGUCCCCAAGCUGGCUCCGCCAAGUGUGGAAGCCGGCUCACGUGUGGGCCCUGUCAUGGCCUUGCAAAUCACCGUCUUUCCUAACUCCGGGAUCUGCAUUGGCUUCCGGGUCUGCCAUGUCGCCUCUGACGGGAGGUCGUUUGAACACUUCAUGAAAUUCUGGGCGUCGGUUUCCAAGAGCGGAGGAGAUAUUCACGCUAAUCCACGGCUGCCGUCUCACGACAGGGCGGCGAUCAAGGACCCGGAUGGCGUGGACCUCACGUUCUUGAAAUCGUGGUGGAGUUGCGCAUCGACGUCGGAGGAUCAUGUGGAUGCAGAACCAGUCCUUGAUUGUCUUGCUGAUAAGGUUCGUGCCACUUUUGUUCUUAGCCAAGUACAGAUGGAUAGACUUAAGCGUUGGGUGACAAAUAAUUUGGCCAAAGACGAAAAAUCCACACCGUUUCAUGUAUCGUCCUUUGUCGCUUCUUGUGCGUUAUUGUGGGUUUGCUUAGCCAAAUCAAAAGAAAUCGGAGAGAGAAAUGAUUCGAGAGUCGACGAAGAUGAUGAUGAGCCUCACCACUUCAUCUUCGUAGCGGAUUGUCGAAGCCGCCUCGUGUUUCCAUUACCGAUGACUUACUUUGGAAAUUGCCUGACGGUGUGUUUCGCACCGGUGAAGAGGAAGGUGCUGUUGGGAGACAAUGGUGUCGUCGCGGCUGCGAAGGCCAUAGGGAGGGAAGUUGGGAGAUUGGAGGGCGAAGCUUUAAAAGAGUUUGAAAAGUUGUUUGAGAAGCACGAUGAAAUAACGAAACAAGGGAAAUAUGUCAGCGUUUCGGGCUCGACGAAAUUGGGUUUUUAUGAGGUGGAUUUUGGGUGGGGGAAGCCUAAAAAUGUCGAGUUUGUCCACAUUGAGGAAUCAAAUGCCAUCGGUCUUGUUGAGAGUAGGGACGAGAAAGGUGGGGUGGAACUUAGUGUUACACUAAGUAGAGAUCAAAUGAGUUGUUUCAGUGCUCUGUUGAAAGAAAAGCUUGCUGAAUCGAUUUAG
This is a messenger RNA of Morus notabilis, 1419 nucleotides long. Its product is annotated as coumaroyl-CoA:anthocyanidin 3-O-glucoside-6''-O-coumaroyltransferase 1. NCBI's taxonomy places the organism in Eukaryota, Viridiplantae, Streptophyta, Magnoliopsida, Rosales, Moraceae. The record is from RefSeq and is a predicted model, not a curated record. The coding region runs from base 1 to 1419 and encodes 472 amino acids. The transcript has a single exon.